AUGAACAGCUGGUAUGCUGUCCAGGGCCACUUUCUGCUGCGAUGUAAAAUCACAAAUGUCAAACCUAAAAUAGAAACUGUUUAAAUAAUUUGCAAAAACAAGGUCAUUUUCGACGGUCAUACAAUGUCUCUUUGGUUUGUAGCCUGUGAUGGGUUGUAGCCCUUGCCAGGCUUUCCUACUGUCAUUGUCAUUAAAAAGGUUUUCUAAUUUGUCUUUGUAUGCUGCCUUGCACUCCUUGAUUGUGCUUUUGAGUCUCCUCUGAAUAUUUUUCAUUUCCUCUUUACUGCCACCUGAUUUAAAGACUCGUUUUUUUCUGGUUGAGGAGCUUUUUUAAUUCCAGAGUUACCCACGGUUUAUUAUUGGGGAAGAUGUUGACUUUCUUUUUGGGAAUAACGAGAUCCUCACAGAAAUGGAUGUACUCAGAGACAGUAUCCGCUGCCUCUUCCAGGUCCUGGGCGCUGUCUGUCAGGGCCGCCCAGUCAGUGGACACAAAACAGUCCUGGAGGGCUUCAGUAGCUUGAGGAGUCCAGUUUUUAAUCUCCACCUUUUCAGCCUUCUCUCGCUGCUGUCGUGGUUUGUAGACUGGGAUGAGCUGAACCAUGUUAUGAUCCGAAUCCCCGAGAUUGGGUAGUGCCUUGGAAGAAUGCACACCUGGGAUGUUACCAUAACAGAGGUCCAGACAGGCUUCAUUUCGGGUAGGACAUGUAACAUAUUGCUGAUAUGAUUAUACAUUGUCCUCUGUAGCUCAAUUGGUAGAGCAUGUAACACCAGGGUAGUGGGUUCGAUCCCCGGGACAACUCAUACGUAAAAAUGUAUGCACACAUGACUGUAAGUCUUUUUGGAUAAAAGCGUCUGCUAAAUGGCAUAUUAUAUGAUUAUUAUAUUACAUUUUCAGAUAGACUGCACAUGUUAAAGUCUCCCAUGAUCAGCUUAACCACUUCGGGUGACUGUCUCAGCCUGGGAUACAAGGACAUGGAUCAAGUCGGCAGGUGCCGGAGGGGGCUAUGUAAACAAUAAAUAGUCUGACCUGAUUCAAUUCCCAUGGCAGGUAGUAUGGCCGUAGUUUAAUGUCUUUAGUACAGAUUUAUUUAUUUUAUUUAUUUAUUUAUUUCACCUUUAUCUGGUGCUCAGUUGUAAUAUGGUCAGGAUUGCAGUAUUUCUCAUUGAUGAAUGCACAAACUCCUCCACCUUUCCUCUUGCCGGAGUUGAUGUUUCGGUCCAUUCUAACGAUUGUGUAGCCAUCCAACUCCACAACCGAGUCGGGAUCCUGUUCCGUAAACAAGGUCUCAGAUAGACGGAUCAGGCAGGAUUGUCGGUACUCUGAGAGGUAUUGGAUACAAGCCUGUAGCUCCUCAGUCUUAUUCCUUAUGCUUUAUACAUUGCCAUGCGUAAUAGAUGGAAGAGGUGUUCUGAAAGGUUGUUUUUUAAUCCGAUUGCAAAUUCUUCCUCUACUGCCACGCAGUAUGUUGAUUGUAUUGAUUGUGGUGUUCCUUGUAGUGUAAACUUGCAGCAAAGGGUUGGAGAUUAAGCAGGACAUCUCUUGUGUAUGAUAUCCGUGGUUUCAGCUCGCUGUAUCCAUUGAGGGCAGUGGUGUAAAGUACUUAGGUAAAAAUACUUUAAAGUACUACUUAAGUAGUUAUUUAGGGUAUCUGUACCUUACUUUACUAUUUAUAUUUUUGACAAAUUUUACUUUUACUUCACUACAAUCCUAAAGAAAAUAUUGUACAUUUUACUCCAUACAUUUUCCCUGACAACCAAAAGUAGUCAUUACAUUUUGAAUGCUUAGCAGGACAGGAAAAUAGUAGAAAUCACACACUUAUCAGGAGAUAUGUUCAUCCCUACUGCCUCUGGUCUGGUGGACUCACAAAUGCAUCUUUUGUAAAUAAUGUCUGAGUGUUGGAGUGUGGCCCUGGCUAUCCGAACAUUUUUAAAAACAAGACAAUUGUGCCGUCUGCUUUGCUAAAUAAUUGGAUUUUUUAAUGAUUUAUGCUUUUACUUUUACUUUUGAUACUUAAGUAUUUUUUAUCAAUUACAUUUACUUUUGAUACAUACGUUUAUUUAAAGCCAAAUACUUUUAGACUUUUACUCAAGUAGUAUUUUACUAGCUGACUUUCACUUUUACUUGAGUAACUUUCUAUUAAGGUAUCUAUACUUUUAUUCAAGUAUGACAAUUGGGUACUUUUUCCACCACUUGAGGGUUAGGUCGACAGCUUGUUUGGUACGUUUCACCAAAAAACGGAUUAAAACUAACAGCCAAAGUACUGCUAUUUGCCUCAUUAUUAGCUAUCCGAUGUAAUACCACUAAAAACUUGAUUGAGGUGGAUCGCAACUUUAAAACACUUUAAACAAAACAAAAAAACACGGAAGGGACGCGUACGACAGUGUAUUCUAGUUCCCGCCAAUAUCCAGUAACUUUGCACAGCCAUUGAAGAGGAGUGGGACAACAUUUCACAGGCCACCAUCAACAGCCUGAUCAACUCUAUGCAAAGGAGAUGUGUCGCUCUACAGGAGGCAAAUGGUGGUCACACCAGAUACUGACUUAUUUAUUCAAGGUAUUUGUGACCAACAGAUGCGUAUCUGUAUUCACAGUCAUGUGAAAUCCAUAGAUUAGGGCCUAAUUAAUUUAUUUCAAUUGACUGAUUUCCUUAUAUGAACUGUAACGCAGUAAAAUCUUAGAAAUUGUUUCAUGUUGUGUUUAUAUUUUUGUUCAGUGUAGCUAUCACAGACAAACAAAUAGCCCCGUUCAGCCACUUCUAGCCACACAUUGUCCAAACAUUGUUGUAAGUAAAAUAUGUAUGGGGCAGCCUGGGUGUGGUAGAGAUGGGGUGGGGGACUAAGGCGGUCACUGUCCUCCCCUAACUGUCUCUUAAGAUAAGAGACAAAACCACAAGUGCCACACACAUUGAGAAGUGUGGUCUCUCUCUCUCCGCUCUACAAUGACUGAUUCAAACCUUACGUAAGUUAAUCAAGUAGCCUAUUUUACGUUUGAUGUACUUUUGAAAUGUCACCGUGACAUUAAUCCUGCCAUAUGAUUUUUGAUGUGUUGUUUGGUGUUACUACUAUUGACAGUAAAAUAAUAAGGUUAUUACAGUAAGCUAUACUGAUAGAGAUGGUGCAAGCUAAAGCAUGAUGGUGCAAUGCAACUGACUUCAAUGUGUCAAUGUUUAAAUUGUGUUCCUGCAUGUAAAUGAAUCAUUAGCAUCCUAUUGUUUGAUUUUUUAUUUUAGUGACAAGAACCUGGGGGAAGAAAAUGGUGGCGGUCUGAAAAAAAAGAAUAAGCAGAAGAAGAGCAAGGAGGAUGCAUGGAGACUUGAUGGACCCAAAGACCCGUUUGCUAUGGUGCACGUGUGUGUGUGUGCGUGUUUGUGUGUGUGUAUGUUUGUGUUUGUGCGCAUAUGUAUUAACUGUAUAAGUUGUGAUCCUUAAAUAUGAGACAGAGAGUACGCUGAAAAACAGCAAGUUGAGGUCUCCCACAAAUGCUCUCAUAAAAUCGGAUCUAGAAUCAGAUCACCCUACCACAAUUCUAACCAUAACCAUUUGGACAAAAAUAGCAUCUGACCCUGUAUCAGUGCCUAGAGUGAUCAACAUUGUGUGUUCCUCUCCAGCUGGAUGCUCUCCCGGAGGAAAAGCAGCAGGAAAUCCAGAGGGCCCUGCACCUCUUCUCCCUGGGCAAGGGCCUCCCGAGGACCCUGGAGGAGGCCAGCAGACGCCCCUACCCCUUCUGGGACACCCAGCCUGUCCCCAAACUAGGUAUGGUACAUGUAUGGUACCUAAACUUGCCACAUGGUACAUGGUUGAUUCAAGACAGAGUAAAAGCUAAGAGAUUAAAAUAACAAGCCAAUGUAAACCAGCAAUGCUAUCCCGAACCCUUUAGUUAUCCCUUUAUCCAUUUCCUCUCCUCUUCUUCUCUGAGAUAGCUAGGAGCUCGUCUCGUCCUCUCACUCUUAGCUCUCUCUCACUCUCUCUGCGUCUCUCUCUCUCUCUCUCUCUCUCUCUCUCUCUCUCUCUCUCUCUCUCUCUCUCUCUCUCUCUCUCUCUCUCUCUCUCUCUCUCUCUCUCUCUCUCUCUCUCUCUCUCUCUCUCUCUCUCGCUCUCUCUCUCUCACCCCAGGUGACGACAAUGCCACGACCCAUGGUCCUAUUGAGGUGGAUAAGGCCAGUGUUCGUGAGGAGCCUUACAGUCUACCACAGGGGUUUAGCUGGGCCCCCCUGGAUCUGGGGGACCCUGCUAUGGUGAGUGACACUUCUCCCCUUCCUCCCUUACUGAGGCCUUAGUUGUUGUUGGAUGCUGUCACUCUUUUGUUUGUGAGCAUGUUCGCAUGUUAUGGCUUUCUCUCUCUCCAAUUCAUAUUUCAAUUAAAACUCUAUUGGCACGACUGUAAAGAUACAACAAUAUUCCCAAAGCUAAUAGGUAUAGUAAGUCAACGUCAAAGUAAAGCUAAUAGAAUGUUAAUAUUAAACAUUCAAUUGGAUUCAAUUGGAUUCAAUCGAUUAAUCAAACAAAAACACUCUCCCACUCUGCCUACGCUUCUCUCCAUUCCAUCUCCAGCUGAGGGAGCUGUGUGCUCUACUGAAUGAGAACUACAUGGAGGAGGAUGACAACACCUCCAGGUUUGACUUCUCCCCUGAAUAUCUGCUGUGGUGAGUGAAGUUUACAGCAUCUGAAUGUAUCUUUGUUUUGGUCUGUAGAUAAACAAACAAACUAUCUAACUAUCCACUGGAACUCAAUUAGGUGGGUAGUUAAUUGUGUUGAAAACACUCUCUCUCUCUCUCUCUCUCUCUCUCUCUCUCUCUCUCUCUCUCUCUCUCUCUCUCUCUCUCUCAAUUCAAUUCAAUUUCAAUUCAAUUUAAGGGCUUUAUUGGCAUGGGAAACGUGUGUUAACAUUGCCAAAGCAAGGGAAGUAGAUAGUAAACAAAAGUGAAAUAAACAAUAAAUAUUAACAGUAAACAUUACACUCAGAAGUUUCAAAAGAAUAAAGACAUUUCAAAUGUCAUAUUAUGUAUAUAUACAGUGUUGUAACAAUGUGCAAAUAGUUAAAGUACAAAUGGGAAAAUAAAUAAACAUAAAAAUGGGUUGUAUUUACAAUGGUGUUUGUUCUUCACUGGUUGCCCUUUUCUUGUGGCAACAGGUCACAAAUCUUGCAGCUGUGAUGGCACACUGUGGUUUUUCACCCAGUAGAUAAGGGAGUUUAUCAAAAUUGGGUUUGUUUUCGAAUUCUUUGUGGAUCGCUGUAAUCUGAGGGAAAUAUGUGUCUCUAAUAUGGUCAUACAUUUGGCAGGAGGUUAGGAAGUGCAGCUCAGUUUCCACCUCAUUUUGUGGGCAGUGUGCACAUAGCCUGUCUUCUCUUGAGAGCCAGGUCUGCCUACGGCGGCCUUUCUCAAUAGCAAGGCUAUGCUCACUGAGUCUGUACAUAGUCAAAGCUUUCCUUAAGUUUGGGUCACUCACAGUGGUCAGGUAUUCUGCCACUGUGUACUCUCUGUUUAGGGCAAAUAGCAUUCUAGUUUGCUCUGUUUUUUUGUUUGUUCUUUCCAAUGUGUCAAGUAAUUCUCUUUUUGUUUUCUCAUGAUUUGGUUGGGUCUAAUUGUGUUGUUGUUGUUGUUGUUGUUGUCCUGGGGCUGUUUGGGGUCUGUUUGUGUUUGUGAACAUAGGCCCAGGACAAGCUUACUUAGGGGACUCUUCUCCAAGUUCAUCUCUCUGUAGGUGAUGGCUUUGUUAUGGAAGGUUUGGGAAUCGCUUCCUUUUAAGUGGUUAUAGAAUUUAACGGCUCUUUUCUGGAUUUUGAUAAUUAGCGGGUAUUGGCCUAAUUCUGCUCUGCAUGCAUUAUUCUCUCUCUCUCUCUCUCUCUCUCUCUCUCUCUCUCUCUCUCUCUCUCUCUCUCUCUCUCUCUCUCUCUCUCUCUCUCUCCUCUCUCUCUCUCUCUCUCUCUCUCUCUCUCUCUCUCUCUCUCUCUCUCUCUCUCUCUCUCUCUCUCUCUCAUCCCCCAUCUCCUCCAGGGCCCUGUGCCCCCCUGGUUGGCUGCCCCAGUGGCAUUGUGGGGUGAGGGUGAACACCAAUCAGAAGCUAGUGGGCUUCAUCGCUGCUGUGCCCAUUAACAUCCGCAUAUAUGACACGUGAGUCAAAAGUAGCCAACCAUAUGGAUGGCCAUCUGUUUUUGAAGGAUACAAAAUAUCUGUGUGGCUGGGCCCAACUCAGUAAUUAGAUGCAAGUAUUGAGUGAAACAAUGUAGUAGCAUUGUUGAAUACAGAAACAGUCUGGCACCCAGGCUAUAACAUAUUAAUUAUUGCAUACAGUAUAAUAAUACAGUAGUAAACAAAGCAUUAUCUCGUAAGCUUCUUGCUAGAAGCCCAAGUAAACAUAGCCUGGGUAUAGCCUGGGUGUCAUGACAAAAUGUGUUCCUCACAAUGAAUGGUUUCCUAGGGAGAAGAGGAUGGUGCAGGUCCACUUCUUGUGCGUCCACAAGAAGCUGCGCUCCAAACGAAUGACCCCAGUGCUCAUCAGAGAGGUCACCAGACGGGUCAACCUGCAGAGAGUCUACCAGGCCGUCUACACUGCCAGCGGGGUACUGCCCAAACCUGUGGCUACCUGCAGGUGGGUGCUACACACACAUAUGUAGACUCAGACACAGACACACACACAAUAUAUAUUUAUAUAUAUAGACAGACUUCACUCUAGACAGACUUGCUGAAUAAGUUGAUAUAAAACAAGUUAGUCAAACAAAUAUCAAUUUGUUUCUCUUCUCCUGUUUACACCCAUUUCCAUCCUGUGUGUACAUGUUGGCAGGUACUGGCAUCGCUCUCUGAACCCACGCAAGCUGAUCGAGGUGAAUUUCCCCAUAUCCAGCCUGAGGGGCAACAUGACCGUCCAACGAGCGCUCAAGCUCAACCGCCUGCUUGAGGUUAGUGUGUGGUUGGUGCCCCCCUGAGGCCAACACAAUGCAACUACUACCAGACCCACUUAAAUACACUGCAAUACACAGCAAUCACAAUCUCAUCCUGUGUGUACCACGGCUUGAUAAUGAAAACUGGAAUUGACCCCCAUUUCUGCUCUUUCUCUCUCUUUCCCUUUCUGUCAGGCUCCCAAAACAGCAGGUUUGCGGCCCAUGACGAGGGGUGAUGUGAAAGGGGUACACAUGCUCCUUCAGGGGUACCUCAAGAAGUACCACCUGACCCCAGUCCUGUCUCAGGAGGAAGUGGAGCACUGGUUGUUACCACGGGAGAAUGUGAUUGACACCUACGUGGUGGAGGUUUGUGUCCUUCCAAUACCUUAGUCAGUUAGGCAAAUUAUCAUUGUUCUCCGGGCUUUGGCAGUCCCUUAAAGCUGAAAACCACAAUAGGCUAAACAGCGCCACUGGCCGCCCCAGGCACAUUUGUUAUUGUUUUUGUUUUGAGGAAAUGAGCAUCCAGCAUUGUGGUAAAACAAAUAUAUACAGUACAAGUCAAAAGUUUGGACACACCUACUCAUUCAAGGGUUUUUCUUUAUUUUGACUAUUUUCUACAUUGUGGAAUAAUAGUGAAGACAUCAAAACUAUUAAAUAACACAUAUAGAAUCAUGUAGUAACCAAAAAAGUGUUAAACAAAUCAAAAUAUAUUUUAUAUUUGAGAUUCUUCAAAGUAGCCACCCUUUGCCUUGACGACAGCUUUGCACACUCUUGGCAUUCUCUCAACCAGCUUCAUGAGGAAUGCUUUUCCAAAAGUCUUGAAGGAGUUCCCACAUAUGCUGAGCACUUGUUGGCUGCUUUUCCUUCACUCUGUGGUCUAACUCAUCCCAAACCAUCUCAAUUGGGUUGAGGUUGGGUGAUUGUGGAGGCCAGGUCAUCUGAUGCAGCACUCCAUCACUCUCCUUCUUGGUAAAAUAGCCCUUACACAGCCUGGAGGUAUGUUUUGGGUCAUUGUCCUGUUAAAAAACAAAUGAUAGUCCCACUAAGCGCAAACUAGAUUGGAUGGUGUAUCGCUGCAGAAUGCUGUGGUAGCCAUGCUGGUUAAGUGUGCCUUGAAUUAUAAAUACCAAGACCAGGACAGAUUUCCACCGGUCUAAUGUCCAUUGCUCGUGUUUCUUGGCCAAAGCAGGUGUCUUCAUCUUAUUGGUGUCCUUUAGUAGUGGUAUCUUUGCAGCAAUUCGACCAUGAAGGCCUGAUUCACGCAGUCUCCUCUGAACAGUUGAUGUUGAGAUGUGUCUGUUACUUGAACUCCGUGAAGCAUUUAUUUGGGCUGCAAUCUGAGGUGCAGUUAACUCUAAUGAACUUAUCCUCUACAGCAGAGGUACCUCUGGGUCUUCCUUUCCUGUGGCGGUCCUCAUGAGAGCCAGUUUCAUCAUAGUGCUUGAUGGUUUAUGAGACUGCACUUGAAGAAACAUUCUUGAAAUUUUCCGGAUUGACUGACCUUCAUGUCUUAAAGUAAUGAUGGACUGUCAUUUCUCUUUGCUUAUUUGAGCUGUUCUUACCAUGAUAUGGACUUGGUCUUUUACCAAAUAGGGCUAUCUUCUGUAUACCACCCCUACCUUGUCACAACACAACUGAUUGGCUGAAACGCAUUAAGAAGGAAAUGAAUUCCACAAAUUAACUUUUAACAAGGCACACCUGUUAAUUGAAAUGCAUUCCAGGUGACUACCUCAUGAUGCUGGUUGAGAGAAUGCCAAGAGUGUGCAAAGCUGUCAUCAAGGCAAAUGGUGGCUACUUUGAAGAAUCUCAAAUAUAAAAUAUAUUUUGAUUUGUUUAACUCUUUUUUGGUUACUACAUGAUUCCAUAUGUGUUAUUUCAUAGUUUUGAUGUCUUCACUAUUAUUCUACAAUGUAGAAAAUAGUAAAAAUAAAGAAAAACCCUUGAAUGAGUAGGUGUGUCCAAAAUGUUGACUGAUAUUGUAUGUUGUUCUAAUGCGCAUUGAAAUGAUGUAGUAGGGGGAAAAAACGAUGUUUGUUGUUUGAAGUAACACUUUUGUUGCUGUAAUAUCGCAAACUGAUGUGGCAGUUUCACCUCUAUGGAUUCCAGCUUUAAAGAGUGACUGAAAACACAGAUUCUGCAUGUUUCUCUGUUGCUCAUUAAGAAAAACGAGAUAUCAGUCUUGGGGGUGUGGUUCGAUGUGGCAGUUACUGAUGUUUGUCCCCCGUGAGACUCCAUAGGAACAAAGCCAGUAUUACUUCCUCAAAAUAGUCAGAAUGAAUCUAAGAUAAUUAAUUUUGACGUUUUUGACGAGGAGGAUUUAGUGGCACAAUUUUGCAUCUGGUGUUUGGAGCAGUAUUUCUCAAGUAAAGAAAUGCAUGACCUGUUGUCUUAUGUAAAGAAAGUCAGAUCCGCUGCACUGAUGGGCAGGUCAGUGUCAUUGUCUGUGAGUUCUGUGGUAGGAUUGGAUAUAGGCAAUCACCACAGUUAUGUAUCCUGUGUUAGUGGGCAAGUGAGCAUUGUCAAAAGCAAAACACCCCCACACCAUCACACUUCAUCCUCCAUCAAGUAACUCAGUUUGUAAGACAAAAAUGUCAGACUGUUUUGGUGACAUCACCAGGUGGUAAAUUAGUUAAUAGACCAAUAAGAAAAAUAGUUCCAAACCUAUCUGCCAAUAACAGCUAGUUUUCAGUUUUCCCCUCCACUCAGACCACUCCCUAGCAGUCCAAGUAAAAUUCUUGCAUGAGAAAUUGCUCUUUGCUAAGAAGCUAUUUUUGUUUCUUUUUGACCAUUUUAAUUUAAAACAAUCACAGUAAGGUACUUGUUAUGCAAAAAUUGUUGAUAUUGAGAUCAAAACGGCUGCAUUGGACCUUUAAGCAAUAAGGCACAAGAGGCUGUGCUAUAUCAUGAAUAUAGUCACAGGUAAAUGGCGUUGUUUGACCUCGGCCUUCUCACACCGCUGAGCUGUGGGGUUAUUCCUUGACAACGCACAGUAAUGCUUACAAAAAAACUCUGUACAGAACAUCGAAGCAGGAUGAUGACCAAUCUGUCAAUUCUUAUUGGGUUUCUUUUUCUUAUUAAGUGCAGGUAGUCCUUCCAUGUUUCAGUCCAUUUUAUUCUCUAAUGAACACCACCCUGUUUCCCUGCCACAGAGCUCUGGUGGUGUGCUGACAGACUUUGUGAGUUUCUACACCAUGGCGUCCAGGGUGCUGAACCAUCCGGUACACAAGGGAAUGAAGGCAGCCCAUUCCCUCUACUUUGUCUCCUCCUCCACUCCACUGCCUGACCUCAUGGAGGAUACUCUGUUCCUGGCCAAAGCUGUGAGUGUGUGUAUCUGGGGGGCCAACGUUUAUGUGUGUGGGUAAACCUGUGAGUGUGUGUGGGCGCCAAAGGUGUAGCUAUGAUUGUGUGACGGCCAAAGCUGAGUGUGUAGGGGCCACAAAUCAAAUAAACUGCGCGUGUGGAGGGGCCAAAGCUCUGUGAGUAUGUGCGUGUAUGUCUGUGUGUGUGUGUGUGUGUGUGUGUGAGAAUGAAUGAAUUAAUUAAUGACUGACAUUUUAUUUUCGUGUCAAAUCGCCAAUUGGCAAACCAUCCCUUAUGGGAUUAAUUGACACAUAAACAAACAUUACAAUAAUUAACUGUGGUAAUUCAAUGAUAAUUCUUCUUCCGGUGUUCUCUGCAUUGCGCAUCGCAUAAAGAGUGAAAAAAUUUACGGUAAAAAUCAAUACGUAAUAGUAAAUAAGGUUAUCACAAAGAGAAGAUUCAUAUGGGAGACAAGCCUAUACACAAUCUAUAUACAGUGGGGGAAAAAAAAGUAUUUAGUCAGCCACCAAUUGUGCAAGUUCUCCCACUUAAAAAGAUGAGAGAGGCCUGUAAUUUUCAUCAUAGGUACACGUCAACUAUGACAGACAAAAUGAGGAAAAAAAAAUCCAGAAAAUCACAUUGUAGGAUUUUUAAUGAAUUUAUUUGCAAAUUAUGGUGGAAAAUAAGUAUUUAGUCAAUAACAAAAGUUUCUCAAUACUUUGUUAUAUACCCUUUGUUGGCAAUGACACAGGUCAAACGUUUUCUGUAAGUCUUCACAAGGUUUUCACACACUGUUGCUGGUAUUUUGGCCCAUUCCUACAGAUCUCCUCUAGAGCAGUGAUGUUUUGGGGCUGUCGCUGGGCAACACGGACAUUCAACUCCCUCCAAAGAUUUUCUAUGGGGUUGAGAUCUGGAGACUGGCUAGGCCACUCCAGGACCUUGAAAUGCUUCUUACGAAGCCACUCCUUCGUUGCCCGGGCGGUGUGUUUGGGAUCAUUGUCAUGCUGAAAGACCCAGCCACGUUUCAUCUUCAAUGCCCUUGCUGAUGGAAGGAGGUUUUCACUCAAAAUCUCACGAUACAUGGCCCCAUUCAUUCUUUCCUUUACACGGAUCAGUCGUCCUGGUCCCUUUGCAGAAAAACAGCCCCAAAGCAUGAUGUUUCCACCCCCAUGUUUCACAGUAGGUAUGGUGUUCAUUGGAUGCAACUCAGCAUUCUUUGUCCUCCAAACACGACGAGUUGAGUUUUUACCAAGAAGUUCUAUUUUGGUUUCAUCUGACCAUAUGACAUUCUCCCAAUCCUCUUCUGGAUCAUCCAAAUGCACUCUAGCAAACUUCAGACGGGCCUGGACAUGUACUGACUUAAGCAGGGGGACACGUCUGGCACUGCAGGAUUUGAGUCCCUGGCGGCGUAGUGUGUUACUGAUGGUAGGCUUUGUUACUUUGGUCCCAGCUCUCUGCAGGUCAUUCACUAGGACCCCCCGUGUGGUUCUGGGAUUUUUGCUCACCGUUCUUGUGAUCAUUUUGACCCCACGGGGUGAGAUCUUGCGUGGAGCCCCAGAUCGAGGGAGAUUAUCAGUGGUCUUGUAUGUCUUCCAUUUCCUAAUAAUUGCUCCCACAGUUGAUUUCUUCAAACCAAGCUGCUUACCUAGAUUCAGUCUUCCCAGCCUGGUGCAGGUCUACAAUUUUGUUUCUGGUGUCCUUUGACAGCUCUUUGGUCUUGGCCAUAGUGGAGUUUGGAUUGUGACUGUUUGAGGUUGUGGACAGGUGUCUUUUAUACUGAUAACAAGUUCAAACAGGUGCCAUUAAUACAGGUAACGAGUGGAGGACAGAGGAGCCUCUUAAAGAAGAAGUUACAGGUCUGUGAGAGCCAGAAAUCUUGCUUGUUUGUAGGUGACCAAAUAUUUAUUUUCCACCAUAAUUUGCAAAUAAAUUCAUUAAAAAUCCUACAAUGUGAUUUUCUGGAUUUUUUUUCUCUAUUUGUCUGUCAUAGUUGACGUGUACCUAUGAUGAAAAUUACAGGCCUCUCUCAUCCUUUUAAGUGGGAGAACUUGCACAAUUGGUGGCUGACUAAAUACUUUUUUUCCCCACUGUACACACGUACCAUUUACCACAUAGAAGUUAAAUAUUUUUGCAAUUUAAUUAUAGGUAGCCCUUUUUCUUUUAUUCCAGGUUUAUUCUAAAUAUUCCGCAAACGGAAAUACACAAUGGACAAAAAAACAUUUCAGUUUCUUCACAUCGCUCAGCCACAUAAUGCCAGGGUAUAUCUGGUGUGCUUUCUGGAAUAAAAUAGAAAGGGCAAUAGAGGGUUUCAUUCUCUAUUUCUUCGAGGUCACAAUAGUUACAUAGUCUUUCCUCUUCCAUUUCACCACAAUACUGACCUGUUUCAAUAUAUCUCUCACACACGAAUUCACCCUUAAUCAAACAGAAGGUUCUCAAUUUGGGUUUAUGAUUAAUCUCGUCCACCCAUUUUUUUCAUAUUGCAUCAACAGUUUUGUUUUAAUCAUAUCUAUGUCUCCCUUAGUUUGGUUUUCGUACAGAUGUUCACAGUCAGACUGUUGAAAAAGGUCAGACAUUUCAGUUGCCCAGGCUCCCCCUAUGGAUAGAUCCCAUUAAAAAACGUUACUAGCUAUUUUGGAAGGUUGGAAUAUCCAACAGUCUAUUCCAAAGUCUCACCUCACAGGGUUCCCAGCCCAUGUCCCUAGUUUUUGCAAGUAUAGGUGCAAACUUGUGGACACCUAAAGAGUAACGUACUGCUCAGUUAUGGACAUGUUUGUUUUUAAGAUACCUCUUAACACCCCACACUCCUGCUGAAUAGUCCAGAACAGGAAACACACAUGUCUCAUACAUUUUUCAUACUGGCCCCUCGUGGGAAACGAACCCACAACCCUGGCGUUGCAAGCUUCAUAAACAAAAGGCACAGGGCGAACCCAUAGUGCAAAAUAUAAAGUACUCAGGAAAUCGUAGGAGAGAUUGCUCUCAGGAAAACAACAUAUAGAAUGACGACAAAGACAAUGGCAGAGGGAGUAUAUAUACGGUGAUAGAGUGGGGAUUGGAACCAGGUGUGUGAAUGGCGUUUGCCAGCAGUAGGUUCGGCAGCAGCUAGAAGGCCGGCGACGUCAAAUGCCUGAGCUGGACAGGAGGGAUAGCCAAAGUGAAGGCUGGUGUGACAAAUAUCAAAUAUAUUUUGAUUUGUUUAACACUUUUUUGGUUACUACAUGAUUACAUAUUUGUUAUUUCAUAGUUUUGAUGUCUUCACUAUUAUUCCACAAUGUACAUUUUUUAAAAAGAAAAACCCUUGAAUGAGUAGGUGUGUCCAAACUUUUGACUGGUACUGUAUGUCUUUAUACAAUUCUUCCUCAAAAUAUGCCACAUGUUCGUUACCUGAGAACAAAACUAGCAAAUCCACUCCUUAAGUACCCCCCACUGCUCUUCCCUGACUUCCAUUGGAAUUUUCUAAUGUCGUUUGUCCUAACUUGUUUAUUUGGCUCAAAACUGUUGAGGAUUUCUUGUCUGUUUCUGUUGAGGAUUUCUGCCCUCUCUGUUAUCUCUGUUUGAAUAGGCACAGUCUUUUAUCAAACACAUGCUGUUUUUUCUUAAAUUCCUUCCUAAAAUGUUCUCUUGUAUUCCUAUCUUUACACUGUAAAAAUAAGUACUCAGCCUUGCGCAUUACUGACCAUAGGUCCCUUAACUCAUCAUUCAAAUAAGGCUUGUUCGGCUUGUAAACUUUCCUGGGCUUGGGGGUUUAUUCUUUAGUCGCAUCAUUUUUUCCCAUUUCAGAAUAUAUAAUAUCACAAAAAUGUUCAUACCACACAUGUAAAUCAAAUGUUGUUUCUUGGCAUCUUUGCAGAGUUUCGAUGAGUUCCAACAGAGCUGUACAUGCCAUUUCAGAACGUAGAAAGUAAUUUGGGACAUUUAUUUUCUUAAAUUUAGGCCUAUACGGGGUAUGUAUCUUUUGCCCCGAAUGAUGUAAUACCUGGUAAUACCAGUAAUACCUGGUUGAGAAAGUUUGUGUCCAACAGAAAAUGUCAUAAAUAAAAGCGAAUGAUUAAGUCAAAACCUCUGCAUUCUUCAACCAUCUGUGUAGGGGUUAACACCUUCAAUUCCAAAGUUUCUAGACAGUCGUGGAGGGUAACUAUAUAGUCCAUCACAGCUUUUCCUUUGCCAGAUAUGGAUAUAAAGUUAUCGCUUAAGGGGCAUAUCCUUCCAUUAAUGAUGAACAUUUUAGAGUCCCGAAGGAAUUCUAAUAGGGUUUCCCCAUGAUGAUUAACAAAGUCAUCCAAAGCAACACGCGAUGGAAUAUCAUCAAUAUCAUUUAUAUAGUAAUCUAACCUCCCAAUUCGACUGUUAAGAUCCCCACAUAUGUAAAUAGCAUCUGCUUCUGUAUAUAGGUAUACCUGACUUAACAAAUGACUAUAGAAGGAGGAUGCAUCUCUACCGCAUCGGGACUGUUCAGGUGGCAAAUAGCAUGAAAACACAACAAAACAAUCAUCUGACUCCCUAUGUUCAAAGCGCAAAACAGUAAUUUAUUCUAUGGCUUUAUCGAUAAUUUCAAUUUGAUAGCCUUUCAUCAUAUCAGACUUUACACAUAUUCCCACUCCCCCAGAGCCCCUGGGGGCUUUCACAUGGGUUUUUCUGUUGUGUCCGUACAAUACAUACCCUUCAAUAUCAAUAGUUUCUUGCCAACGCAAAUGCAUUUAAUUUAUUGAAAUAAUGUCUGGGUUUAAGAAUUUGGGUAUUGUUAUUCAUAACUUAUUGUUCAAGGUAGUCCAUCCGUUAACAUUCCAAUGCGCUAUUGAAAUCGUAUCUUGUAGGGGAUGGGAAGCCCCCCAGUAUGUAGUAGGUCUGUCCACCCCAUGUCCUUGUCCGCGUUGUCCCUCUGGUUGAUCUCGUUUCAUGACCCGUCCGCUUCCCGUGUGUGUGUGUGUGUGUGUGUGUGUGUGUGUGUGUGUGUGUGUGUGUGUGUGUGUGUGUGUGUGUGUGUGUGUGUGUGUGUUUGAGAGUUUGAUGGGGACCAAAGCUACGAGUGAAUGGGUUUAUUCAUAUCAAUCCCCUUGGAUAAAUGCUCUUUCUCUUUCUGUCACCUCUCUCUUUGUGAUACAGAAAGGCUUUGACGUCUUCACUGUUCUGGACGUGAUGGAGAACACUUCUUUCCUGGAGAAGCUCAAGUUUGGCAUCGGGGACAAAAGCCUACACUACUACCUGUACAACUGGAGAUGUCCCACUAUAGGCCUGAAAAUGGUAACUAUCCCUGUAGCAUCUGUUAUGAACCUACCCCUUAAAAUCCUAACUUCUAGAGGUAAAUUGGAAAGGCUUACAUUUUAGUCAUUUAGCAGACACUCUUAUCCAGAGCAACUAGGGUUAAGUGCCUUGCUCAAGGGCACAUCGACAGAUUUUUCACCUAGUCGGCUCAGGGAUUAGAACCAGCGAUCUUUCGGUUACUGGCACAACGCUCUUAACCUCUAAACUACCUUACCCUAACUCACUUGCUACACAUACGUUGUGUAUGAAUGGAUUGCAAUUAUGUUGAUGACAACGAUGAUUGUACGUACCUGUAACCCCAAUUGGAAAGCAAAUCGUGUUUACAAAAAAUAUUUGUACAAGUAUUGUAAUGAAAGGUGUCAUCCAUAGAGUUUGGACUGAGCAAUAAUUAUUUAUUGUUUUGGCAGGUUGGCUUGGUGUUGCUGUGAUGUCCAUGACCACUGAUAGGUGAAGACGGUGGACCAAUCCAUGCUUUCCCAAACCCUGGACCAAUCAACCAGCAAAAACAUCUGAGUCGUCUAUUUAAAUUUGAACUUUGACCUGCACUACUAUUUGUUCUGAGGCCUUAACUGAUGGCUAGGGCACAGAGAAGAGGGCCAUGAUACUAACCAACCCAGAUGAAUACAGCAGGCACUGACAAACAAUGUUAUCUCUAACACACACAAUAAACACAAAAGAUGGAAGUGACACAAAAAUGAAUAAAGUUUCCUUGAGAGAAAUGUAUUGAAGUCUUACAAGUAUGUGGCAAAAUGACUGCAUUUUGACUGUGGUUGUGAUUCUAGACCAAGUUCAGUAUCUGGAGGGGGGGGGGGGGGGGGGGGGGGGGGGGAGAGAGAGCAUGUAAAAACAUAGGAAACAGAAAUGUCUAACAAUUCAAACAUGUAUUUGCAACAAUCCCAAAGUCCUUCCCAAUAGGCAAAGCUGGUUGUGAUUAUGUCAUUUCAACCAGCUUUGCAGGCUGGGUUCUCUUUUGCUCUUAGAACAUAAAGUAACCAUAACCUUUCAAUAAUGGAAUGCAACCAAAGAGAAUUGAUCUUCAAUAGGGAUCAUUCCAUGGCUAGGCAGGAUAUCAAUGAGAAACAAUUCUCUCUUGAACCUCUAAGGUAUCCAUUUGCUGCUAUGGAAAGUAGCCUUUAGUGGGAAAGGUAAGAGUGCUACUAACCUUGUGCUGCUUUGGCAGUAUGGGCUGUUCAGGGUACUUCAACAGUCUGUUCAUAUAACCUCUUGUGACCUAGAAAAGAUCACGGAGAUGAGGGUUUCAAUGUUCUUUGGGACUCAGCUGUGGUGGCAAAUUGGCAACUACAUACAUUCACACAAACGCUAUCAGUAUUGUGAGAGAUCUUUUGUACUACAGUCUCUCUAUCUCAUUCUCUCUCUCUCCCUCUGUGUCUCUCACACACGCACACAUACACACACACACACACACACACACACACACACACACACACACACACACACACACACACACACACACACACACACACAGUGAGUGCAGUAGCUCUUACUUACUUUGAAGUCGUCCAGCCAUGUCCUGUGGUCGUAGACUGACUUAGUCAUGUUGAUCUUCUUUAGAAUGGCCUGGUUCUCCAGAGAAAUCUUCACCAGCUCCCUGUUCCUCAGGUCUGCAUUAACACUGGACAUGCAAUGGGGAAACUUGUGAGAUGAGAUUACACUGUCUCUGUAACCAUAGAAUACAAUGUGUAAGAGAGUUUAUAACCCUGUAUUAAAAGUUUAUAAAGUAUGGACACACUGGAAACACAAUGGGGAGCUUACAUGAGAAUACACUGUCUCAAAUAGGUGUUACCUUAACAUGUAAUAUCUAAUACAGUUUAUAACCCUUUAUUAACAGUUUAUUGACUAUCUAUUAACUAUAUAUCAAAUCAAAUCAAAUUUUAUUUGCCGCAUGCGCCGAAUACAACAGGUGUAGACAUUACAAUGAAAUGCUGUUUCACAGAACACAGUUUGAGAAAGGGGCAUUCUCAUGCCAACCACAUAUGAAAACCAAACUCUCUGCUAAGGAUCUAAUCAAUCACGAUCAAGAAGGCAAUCAAAUAAUCAUGCCAUGACGUCAAUGAAUGUUGUUGCAUUCGCAUAUCUCAAGCUAUGUUGAAUUUAAUAAAGACUAGUGGCACCCUGGUGUUGGUAUACAUAGAUAUGACUCAGAAAGAUAUGAUUCCCAUUCAUAUUGGGGACAUAGGUAGCCUAAUGUGAUGUGUUCCCACCUGGGUUUGGCCUGGUACUCGUUCCAGUUGUCCAGGCCUCCUUUGGUGCCCAUGGUGCGGGCGAUCCUGGACACCAGCAGGCGGUUGUCCCUCUCCAGCUCCAUCAGACGCUCCUGCUCCAUCUGA
Molecule: messenger RNA, 17784 nt
Organism: Coregonus sp. 'balchen'
Lineage: Eukaryota; Metazoa; Chordata; Actinopteri; Salmoniformes; Salmonidae
Source: the annotation of a GenBank genome assembly